UCACUCUUCUACUUCUCCCAAGUCUUCACCAAACAAAAGCUACCACAUUUUAUUCAAAUUAUUCUCCAAUUAGCCAUGAAAGGAAUGGAUAUUUUCUGUGCAUCUUCAGCUUCCACAGCCAUUUGCUCUAGCCUGGAUGCCUUGGUCCGCCGAGGCCCCAGACCCCUUGAUCAUGGUCCUUAUCAUCGUCUUCGUGAUCACGAUCAACGGAAAAACCAACCUCAUCAUCAAACUCACCAUGCCCCCUGCUCAUCUCAGUUACCUAUUGAUCCCAAACCAUUUUACGAAAUAUGUAGAAAGAGUUUUUCUAGUGCACAAAGGCAGCUACGUACAAAAAGCUCUGCUGAGAUACAUGACUUAACAAGGACUAAGAGUACCAAUGGCUCUUCUUCUUCUUCUCGGUUCCUCUCAAGUGACUCGCCCUUCAUUGACAGGAUAACGGAGCCCGAUUGUAAGAAUGUCUCUGCAGCUGCAUUUGUUCCUCCUCAAGUACCCUCUAAGCCUAAAGACUCGAUGAGCUCAAAUGUUCCUCCUCAAGUACCUUCUAAGCCUAGAGUCUCGACGAGCUCAAAUGUUCCUCCUCAAGUACCCUCUAAGCCUAGAAGGUCGAUGAGCUCAAAUGGUCAUUGUAGUACCGUUUUGAAGUCUUCUUCUACUAGUUCUCGUCACCAGGUUGUUGUUUUGAGGGUGUCACUGCAUUGCAAGGGUUGUGAAGGAAAAGUGAGAAAACACCUCUCUAAAAUGGAAGGAGUGACUUCAUUUAGCAUAGAUUUCCAAACAAAGAGAGUCACAGUGGUGGGGGAUGUCACCCCAUUAGGUGUGCUCUCAAGUGUAUCCAAGGUGAGGAAAUCCCAGCUCUGGCCUUCUCCAACAUCACCAUCACCAUCCUCUCGGUUGCCAGCGUGAACUACUCCUGAACCCUAAAUUAAUUAAAUCAGUUCUCUUUUUAUGUUAUAUAUUCUCUACCAAAUUACAAGUUUCCAGGCUUGCGUGUUUGUGUAAUUUGUAUGAUUAUUAUUUUUAACUAAAUAAUUGAUCGUUAAUCAAUAAUCAAGUUUAAUAUCUCAUAUGUAAAUGCAAAACGCUAUUAUCUUUUUAAGGGAUAUGAAUCAAAGUCUCUUUCUUA
This is a messenger RNA of Malus domestica (apple), 1126 nucleotides long. Its product is annotated as protein SODIUM POTASSIUM ROOT DEFECTIVE 2. Gene Ontology annotation, molecular function: metal ion binding. The record is from RefSeq and is a predicted model, not a curated record. Lineage: Eukaryota; Viridiplantae; Streptophyta; Magnoliopsida; Rosales; Rosaceae.